AUGGUUUGUGGCGAGGGAAAAAUUGAAUCAGCCAGCAGCCCAAGUUUAGCUGAUCCAAAAAGAAAGCUCGCACCACGUGUCAUCUUUUCAUCCCUCUCUCCCUCCGCCGGAAUCGCAUUUGUUCCGGACCUCCGAUCAAUACCAGAUUUCAAAGAAGUCCGCCAUAAUUCUCGGAUCAACCAGCUUUCCCCUUCAAGAACCACUCAUGUCUCCAUUCCCCUUUCCACUCCUCGUUAUCUUAGAACCAAUCGAGAAAGGAUGAGGAAGAGCUCCACCUCGAUGCGGAUGUUGUGGUGGGUGGCGCGGUGCGUCGCACUCCUCCUCCUCACCCCCGCCGCUGCGGUAGCGGGAGAGGUCAUUAACCUCGCCCAAGGUGAAACGUACGGCUACAACAAAAUCUACGACAUCACCAGCAAGAUCGCCGGUCGCCUGACAAUUUGGGACAAUAAAGAUGGCUUGGCAGAAGAGAAGUUGCGAUUCAUCGACACCAAUGGCGAAAUGGUGUACAGAUUCUCCACUCACCUGGGGACCCACUCCGAUGCCCCCGCUCAUGUAUUUACGAACAUGUCGACCUACGAUGCCAACUCACUUAAUCUCGAAACUCUCAACGGUCUGGCUUUGGUGAUGGAUGCUCCUAGGAACAAGAACUUAACUGCUGAAGUUCUGAAGUCCAUGAACAUUCCUAAAGGAGUCAAACGCCUGCUUAUAAGGACCGAGAACACUCACAGGAGUCUGAUGCUUCAAAUAGCUUUCGCAUAUGACUAUGUUGGACUCAAAACGGAUGGGGCAGAGUGGUUGGUGGAAAAUACUGAUAUCAAACUUAUUGGAAUGGAUUAUCUGUCUGUUUCUGUAGAUGCAGAUGGAGAGCAGGUUCAUCAGAUUUUGUUGAAAACAGGGAAUUUGAUUCCUGUGGAGGGCUUGGUACUUAAUGAUGUUAGUCCAGGAGAAUACAUGCUUCAUUGCGCGCCUUUAAGGAUCCCUUUGGCCGAUGGAUCACCCUCAAGAUGCAUCCUUAUGCAGUGA
Molecule: messenger RNA, 1023 nt
Organism: Fraxinus pennsylvanica
Lineage: Eukaryota; Viridiplantae; Streptophyta; Magnoliopsida; Lamiales; Oleaceae
Source: the annotation of a GenBank genome assembly